Messenger RNA from Symbiodinium sp. CCMP2456, 900 nucleotides. NCBI's taxonomy places the organism in Eukaryota, Dinophyceae, Suessiales, Symbiodiniaceae. The record is from the annotation of a GenBank genome assembly.
AUGAAGGCUCUACUAUUCGCGGCGGGCAUCGCCGUGGCUGCAAUCGGCUGUGACGACGCGGGCAUGCAGGCCGAGCCCGACAACACGUCCGUCAACGAACGCGACGCCGAGGGGACCACCAAGACCCCCUUCGAUCAAUCCAACGAAGAGACCGACAUCGACCAAGUCGCCGAGAUCCGAUCGCAGGUCCUGGAGAUCGAUGACCUCUCUGUCGCCGGCCGCAACGUAAAGAUCGUCACCGAAGCGGGCCGCGUAACGUUGCGUGGCCCGGUCGCUUCGGAAGCCGAACGCGCCGCGAUUGUCGAUGUCGCAGCGGGCGUCGCCGGCGCCGGCAACGUCGAUGACCAACUCGAAGUCGAUGAAUCUAUCAUGGCUACCACCCACGACACCGCUGUCUUCUGCAUCUCGGACACCCGAGAGAAGACCAUCGCGAUCUUGAACGAGCUCCGCGCCAGCGGGCUCCGCGAAUCGGAGAUCUCACUCGUCAUGCCGCACGACGACGGCGGGGGCGACAUCGCCAUUGAAGGCGCGACCAAGGCGCCGGAGGGCGCCGCGACCGGCGCAGGCAGCGGCAUGGUCCUCGGCGGCGUGCUUGGCUGGAUGGCCGGUAUCGGCGCCCUGGCGAUCCCCGGCCUCGGCCCCUUCAUCGCCGCUGGUCCGAUCAUGGCCGCUCUCGGCGGAGCAGCGAUUGGCGGCGCCUCAGGUUCGAUCGCUGGCGGGUUGAUUGGUCUUGGCUUUUCGGAGUACGAGGCCAAGCAGUACGAGGGUUACCUCAAGGAGGGCAACGCGUUGAUCUCGGUGAGCGUCGCCGACAGCGACGAAGUCUCGAAGGUCAAGCAGAUCUUCAAAGACGCCGACGCGGAUCACAUCUCGGCCCAAGGCGUCAACGACGCCGACUGA